Molecule: messenger RNA, 1315 nt
Organism: Nasonia vitripennis (jewel wasp)
Lineage: Eukaryota; Metazoa; Arthropoda; Insecta; Hymenoptera; Pteromalidae
Product: testicular acid phosphatase homolog
Exons: 6
Coding region: 66-1187 (373 amino acids)
Biological process (GO): dephosphorylation
Molecular function (GO): phosphatase activity
Source: RefSeq, a predicted model, not a curated record
GCUAUCGCAAUUUAUGAGUAAACCGUCAGUCUUCCGUUUAUUUAACAUAGCAAAGUCAUACUGGAAUGAAACAGAUAACAUUGUUUAAGUCUUUCAUUUUGUGCAGUCUUUUAAGUUGUCAACUUUGUAAUGCAACAAUGAGUGCUUUAAAACUGGAACUCGUUCAGGUUGUUUUUAGACACGGUGCACGCACACCAGGUCGUAUAGAAGCUGAGCACAUCAAUGCCACAGAUCCAGAGUUGUAUCCCGAAGGUUACCAGGAAUUAACAAAUGAAGGAAAACAGCAAGCUUACAAAUUGGGCACUCUGUUACGAAAAAAAUAUGACGAGUUCCUGGGCACUCACAAUCCUGAAGAAUAUUUUGCCACGACUACUGAUUUUAAUCGAACAAGAAUGUCUUUGCAGCUAGCUCUCACUGGCCUUUUUCCCACUGUGCCAGGAGAUACGUGGAAUGACGAGAUUUACCAAAACUCACGUGAUCCGAAUAUCGUUUACGUUUUGAUACCGUUUGAUACUCCAAAGUAUAAAGAUUUGUAUCCCAGAAUACUGACUAAUUCGAGUGAAUUUCGACAAAAUAUCUCAAAAUACACGGAGUUCCUCGAGAUGAUGGAGAACAAUACUGGUAUUCCCUUUAAGCAAAAUGUCAUCUAUCAUGCAGGAUGGACUUGUCAAGCGAUACAGUAUCACAAAGCUGCGCAUCUACCACUUCCAAGCUGGUACACGGAUGAAUCAAUCGACAGGAAUCUUACUGAACUGUACAAGCUAGGUCUCGACAGCAUGUCUCUGACGACGCAGUUAAGGAGGUUAAACGGUGGCACACUGGUCAGAAAGUUUAUCGAAAAUAUCAAGAACAAUCGCAAAGUCGCACUACCGAAAAAAAUGUACUUGUACUGCGCUCAUGACUUGACUCUGAAUGCAUUUUCCAAAGCUCAAGAUGUCGAAGCUUUUUAUCUUCCACCGCAUGGCAGUGCUUUGAUCAUGGAAAAGUACACGGAUUCUAAGAAAUCCGAAUACGUAAGGAUGCUUGCUUGGGAUGGAGUUAGUGAAAACUUUACAUUGGUGAGAAUAGGUAGCUGCGAGGAGUUUUGUUCAUUUGAAGAUUACUUGAAUAUUGUCAAGAAUAACGUUUCAACGGAUGAAGAUAUAGCUUAUCUCAAAGGCGUUGCGGAUGAAGGAACUUCUUCAUGAAACGUCGAGUGUAAUGUUUUCAAUAAAAUCAAGGAACAAGGAUUUAGAUUAAUUUUGUAGCUGAAAGGCAUGCAUGCACUUUUUUGAAGACAAAACCUUGCGGUUAAGUAAACUGUUGUAUCCAAAAA